UCUCCAGCCACAUACUGCUUUACGCACGCGCACACACGGGCGCGCGCCUGAUCAGACCCUGAAACGGACCCGUUAACGUUGUGAUCGCUGAGUUUGGUGUUAUGACCGAGAGCAGGCGCGCACACUGUGUUCCGGCGGUGAUGUGAGGUGGUGUAAGGUGAUAGCCGCUGUUACAGAGCACAGAUAAAGAUGGCGGAGGGGGAACUUUCCCCGGUUCUGCCACGGUACCGUUCUGGUUCCGACUCAGAGGGCGAACUGUGGCUCAGUCUCGCGCGCGCUAAAACACGGUCAUACGGCAGCACCGCCAGCGUGACGUCGACGCUCGGGGAAAGAUACAUCGAGCACCGGGUGAUGGACGGAGACACGCUGCAGGGCAUCGCGCUCAGAUACGGGGUCACGAUGGAGCAGGUCAAGCGAGUGAACAAGCUCUUCAGUAACGACUGUAUUUUCCUGCGUCACAGCCUGAACAUCCCGGUGCACACGGAGCGGCCGUCUCUGUUUAACGGACUGUCUCUGGAGUCCCCGGAUGGAGAGGCCUCUGCUGCUCAGGAGUCUCCUCAUUUGCCCGACACCUCACCCUCACCCACUCCUCCUCUUCCUCAGGUUCCCCCGGAGUCGCCCCCUCGCCCCCCCGAACCUGUCGAGCUCUCGGCUAAAGACUAUUUGCACAUGUUGGACUUGCAGAUCACUCGCUCAAAACAGGCCGCCAGGAAGCUGAAAGAAGACGAGACGAGGGAGGAUGAAGAUAAGAGACAGGAGGCAUCAUCAUAUCAAGAGAUAUGACACACGUCUGAUCACACUUAUCGACAGCUGAGACGAUGGUAUCCCUCCAUCUAUCCAUCCCUCCCUCCAUCCCUCUUCAUUUUAUUUUAAAUCUUGCUUUUAUCAGUCCAUGCAAAAUGGACUUGUCACCUUCACUGCCUUUCACUAAUUAUUAUUAUUAUUAUUAUUAUUAUUGUUGUUGUUGUUGUUGUUUACACUCAGCUGUCUGUGUGGCAUUAAAGGGAUUCAUGUAGCCAGAAUCAUUGCUACAGCUUUAAAACGAACCAAACUAUCAUUUUUUUUCAUAUACUUCAUUUUUAAAAGCUGCUGUACAGGAACCCAGAUACAAUCAACCAAUCAGAUCAUCAGAUCUCUUCAUAUCUGACGUGUGUUUUAGGUUGCUGUUCUCUCAGUAAGAAUAUAGGGACCUGUGUGUGUGUGUGUGUGUGUGUGUGUUUACAUUAGGCUGCUUGCUGUCUUUUAUUUUGGUUUUAUUGAAUCUGUACAGAACUCUUAUGCAGUGUGAAUGUGAAUUUAAACGAUGUUAUUGUGAGCUUUUGGAUUCAAUAAACGCCUCAGUAAAA
Molecule: messenger RNA, 1346 nt
Organism: Tachysurus vachellii
Lineage: Eukaryota; Metazoa; Chordata; Actinopteri; Siluriformes; Bagridae
Gene: lysmd2
Product: LysM, putative peptidoglycan-binding, domain containing 2
Exons: 3
Coding region: 190-783 (197 amino acids)
Source: RefSeq, a predicted model, not a curated record